This is a messenger RNA of Haliotis rufescens (red abalone), 897 nucleotides long. RefSeq names its product extensin-like. The record is from RefSeq and is a predicted model, not a curated record. The transcript is spliced from 2 exons. NCBI's taxonomy places the organism in Eukaryota, Metazoa, Mollusca, Gastropoda, Lepetellida, Haliotidae. The coding region runs from base 1 to 897 and encodes 298 amino acids.
AUGUGGAGGAGAGAGGCACCCCAGCUCCAGGCCCCCGCCCUCUGCCCCCACACCGAGACACCACCAACUGCAAGGCCCAUCUGUCCCCACGGACCGUGGCACCCAAGCUCCAGGCCCCCACCCUCCACCCCAACACCAAGACACCACCGACUCCCAGGCCAAUCUGUCCCCACUACUGAGGCACCCCAGCUCCAGGCCCCUGCCCUCCACCCCCACACCACCAACUCCCAGGCCCAUCUGUCCCCACUACUGAGGCACCCCAGCUCCAGGCCCCUGCCCUCCGCCCCCACACCGAGGCACCCCAGCUCCAGGCCCCCCACCCCCACACCGAGACACCACCAACUCCCGCGCCCAUCUGUCCCCACUACUGAGGCACCCCAGCUCCAGGCCCCUGCCCUCCGCCCCCACACCGAGACACCACCAACUCCCAGGCCCAUCUGUCCCCACUACCGAGGCACCCCAGCUCCAGGCCCCCCACCCCCACACCGAGACACCACUAACUCCCAGGCCAAUCUGUCCCCAAUACAAAGGCACCCCAGCUCCAGGCCCCUGCCCUCCGCCCCCACACCGAGACACCACCAACUCCCGCGCCCAUCUGUCCCCACUUCAAAGGCACCCCAGCUCCAGGCCCCCACCCUCCGCCCCCACACCGAGACACCACCAACUCCCAGGCCCAUCUGUCCCCACACCGAGACCCCCCCAGCUCCAGGCCCAUCUGUCCCCACUACCGAGGCACCCCGAACUCCAGGCCCCCGCCCUCCGCCCCCACACCAAGACACCACCAACUCCCAGGCCCAUCUGUCCCCACUACCGAGGCACCCCGAACUCCAGGCCCCCGCCCUCCGCCCCCACACCAAGACACCACCAACUCCCAGGCCCAUCUGUCCCCACUACUGA